Molecule: messenger RNA, 1560 nt
Organism: Funneliformis geosporum
Lineage: Eukaryota; Fungi; Glomeromycota; Glomeromycetes; Glomerales; Glomeraceae
Source: the annotation of a GenBank genome assembly
AUGUCAUAUAAUUUACGUAAAAGAGCACAUUCUUUAAUUUUUAAUUCAUCACCAAACACUACCGAUUCAACUCCUCAUAAAAAACUCAAAAAAUCAUCGAAUACGCAUGUUGCAACUCCUGUUAUUAAAUCAAACUUUAAUUUACGAAAUAAAGUGCUAUCAAAUAAAUUUUUAUCACAAAGUUCAAGUUCAAAAAGCGUUAAAGAUGACAAAAUCGAACCAUUGUUGUUGCCUAACGUCGUUUGGGUUAAUGACGGAAAGAGAGGAUGGUGGCCUUCAGAGAUAAUUAGUAAAGAUAAAUCUGAAAAACCCUUGUUAGUUAGGUUAUUUGGACAAGAGUCACCGUGUAAAUUAGAGUUGCAUAAUAUUUCCAAGUCAACCAUCCUUCCUUUUCAUAAUGAACUUUUUACGCAACUUCGUAAAACCGGCGAGAAUUCUAAUAUGAAAGAAUUAUUUACGAAAGCGAUGACCGAAGCUAUGGCAAAAGAAACUGAGGAUAAUGAUGGGUUGCCUAGCGAAGAUUGGGCAAUUCAAAUGGUUGUUGAAAAUUCCUCUCCUAAUAGCCAAAAGAAAAGGAUUGGAAAGAGUUCGUUAGCGAAUGAAAAACGUACAAAAGAAAUAAAUAACUCUUCUGUAUUCGGAAAAGAAAGUCUGAGAUGGGAGAAAUUUAUCAGCAAAGAAGGCAGUGAUUUCGAGAUCGGAAAAGAUGGAAAUUUACAAAUUCCAGGAGAGUAUGUGUUGGCUAGGGCUAGGCCGACCAAAAAAUAUUAUCCAGCUACAAUUAUAAGUUUUGACAAGCCAGAUAAAUAUAAAAUCCUUUUUUGUGAUCAUUCGAGCGGAACUGUGAAAAGGAAUGAUUUCUUUACAAAAUAUGAAGGAGGAUUUAAAACUUGUGAAUUGGGUUGCUUUGAAAUGGAAUAUGAAGAUCCAACUUAUGAAGAACCGGAUUUGAUAAAAACAAUUCAAUCACUUGAACCGAUAUUAAGUCAAAUUUUACGAGGCAAGGAAAACUCAUCAUGGAGAUUUCAACAUUUUUAUAUGGGUGGUAAAAAGCGGAACUUAUUAGCAUCAAAAGUUUCACAGGGUCCUUUUACUUUGAGUCAGUUUGGAUUAAUUGCAAGAGUUUUGAGGGGAAUGUUCAUUCCUGAAAUAGCAGAAUCUAUUGAUAAGAAAAGUAAGAUUUUGUCACCGGUGAAACUUACGAAUAAACGUGAUAUAAAGAAUGAAGAAGAAUCAAUCGAGGGAGUAACAGCAAAAUCGAAAAAUGUUGUAGAUAAUGAUAAAUCGAUGAAUAUUGAGGAUUCUAUCACAAUUCAACAUGAAGAAUCAUUGUUUGAUUCUGAUCUUUCGAAUGAUAUAAAAUUACGAUUUGUGAAUGAUGUUUUAUUACCUGAAACCAUAAUAAGAUUAAUUAUGAUUGAUGAGAAAAUAGGAUAUGAAGAAGCUGAUUGUAAAAUGUUGGAUGGAUAUAAUGAACUCAGAUGGGUUGAAAAUCUUAUUGCCGAACGCACUAGUUUUCAAGUUGGUAGUGAAAGUCUUAGGGAGAAAGCUAAAAAAUAA